CGACCUGAUGGCCUCCCUCAGCGACUUCAAGGUAAAGGAGGAGCCCGGCGCGACCUCGCAGGUGGCGCAGGUCGUGGAGCUCGUUCGCCACAAACCGCAGCAGCCGCAGUCCGGCCCGCCCUCCCACGCCGCGGGGCUGGCCGCGGGAGGCGGUGAAAACGCAGGAGGAGGCCGCACACUCACGAAGCAGGAGAAACUUCGCAGCCCCGCCCUCGUCCGCAGGCUGAUCAACGCCAGCACCCUCCAGACGCAGGUGGACUCCGCCUACGCCAAGCCGCAGAAGUCGGCCAAGAGUCCCUCGCCGCCCGCGCCCGCCCCCGCGCCUCUCAAAGAACCGACGCCGCCCAAGGAGCCCUCGCCCUCGCCCACGCCGCCCCAACCGAACCAGCUUGAUUCUAUGCUGGGUUCCCUGGCCUCACACAUGACUGAGCAGGGCAUCACCACCACGCAGAAGGGCUGCUGCAGCGCCUGCGACAAACCCAUCGUCGGACAAGUGAUCACAGCGCUAGGCAAGACUUGGCACCCCGAGCACUUCACGUGCGCCCACUGCAACCAGGAGUUGGGCACCAAGAACUUCUUCGAGCGCGACGGCCGCCCGUACUGCGAGGUCGACUACCACAACCUGUUCUCCCCGCGCUGCGCCUACUGCAACGGCCCCAUCCUCGACAAAUGCGUGACGGCGCUGGACACGACCUGGCACCCGGAGCACUUCUUCUGCGCCCAAUGCGGAAACACGUUCGGCGACGACGGCUUCCACGAGAAGGACGGAAAGCCCUACUGCCGCGACGACUACUUCAACAUGUUCGCGCCCAAGUGUGGCGGCUGCAACGCGCCCAUCAUGGACAACUACAUCUCCGCCCUCAACGCACAGUGGCACCCGGAGUGCUUCGUCUGCAGGGACUGCCGCCAGCCCUUCAACGGGGGUUCCUUCUUCGACCACGAGGGCAUGCCGUACUGCGAGACCCACUACCAUGCCAAGAGAGGGUCGCUGUGCGCAGGCUGCCACAAGCCCAUUACAGGUCGUUGUAUCACCGCCAUGUUCAGGAAGUUCCACCCGGAGCACUUCGUCUGCUCGUUCUGCCUCAAGCAACUCAACAAGGGCACCUUCAAGGAGCAGAACGACAAGCCCUACUGUCAUGGGUGCUUCGACAAGCUCUUCGGCUGAGGAGGAGGCACUUGGAGGGCACGACCGGCGUAGGGGCAGCCCGCGCGGGGUGGCCGGAUGAGGAGCGGUGGUUCGCACAAAGAGGGUGUGAGGAGACGAGACGACCAACCUUGUUUACCAGAGGAGAAAGCAGGAGAAGAUUGUCACGUGAACUGUGUAUAUAUUCCAUAGGACGAAAAAGAGUAGAUAUAUUUCCCGUUGUAUUAUUAAUCUCUGUGUGCAUGGCGGGGCGCGUAGAGCGUGCAGAAAGCGGAGCCGAGGUUAUUCUAGUGAUAGGCGGAAUGCAAUGUUUUCGACCCCACACACGACUUGUUAGGUCACCAGCACGCGCACUGUGUCGACUUGGUUGUAGCAACUUCCCGGAUCAGACGCUCUGCUCACACCAAGAUGGAAAAGCAAAGUAUUACCAAGUGUUGUGUAGUGAUUUUGUAAUUUCAUACAAUUUGACGUUGCUGAAGUAUUUAAACUUUUUGGCAAGAUUUGAAUACAGGGGGAUGUUUUUAUUUCGCAUGUUGGUUUGGUAUGUAAAGGUUCUAACCCUUUUUUUAAAUAAGGUAUUACACAACGCUCAGAAAAAUAGAAUUCAUUUGCGGGAUAUAACAAACGCUAUUAAUCUGGUGUCUAAUUUUAUAUAUAUUUUUUCCCAAAGUUUUUGUAGGACAGAGAGUGCAUUUACACUUAUUUUGGUGUUAUGAUGGUAUUGGUGUUGUGAUUAAAAUAUAUUUAUGUGUUGAUUAAGGAUUUGACAAACUUCUGCCUUUCCAGUGGGGGCAACAGUCCACACACCCGUCGAUCAAAACUAGCAGUAAGUUCAGACAAAAAAAAAAAAGCCCUUUAACUAAUUCCUAGCACAAAUUUGGCGAAUUUUCUCUUUUUCUUUGAUUUUAGAUGCAUAGAUAUAUGUAUUCAGACAAUGGAAAUGGGUAGAGUUCCUUAUUGGUGCAAAACGAUUUUAUUUUUUAUUAUUGCUAUUAUAGUUGUGCGCAGAUGCUAACAAAGCACACACAUUGCUUGUUCCUUCUGUAUGCUAGAUUUAGGAGUAAGCUGAACUGUUCUCCCCCUGAAUUAAACUUUUAGCACAAGAAAGCAAUAGGGUUAAAAAUGGUGAAGGUUAUCUAUUUUCGGUUUGCUGAAGUGCAAUAGAAAUGUUAUUUUUAUGACACAGUCCUAUUUUUUUGUUCUUUUCUAGAAAGCCAGUAAAGUGCGUCUGUCAUUCAGAUGUAACAGGACUAAAAGCCUCGAAGAAUUUCCCUUAAUUUGAAAUUAAAUGGAAAAGCCUUGAUUUCAUUCUCUCUUUUUUUUUUAUCAGCAUUAUGAUUUCCAUGAUCCUUUGCACUGUGCUGUUAGUCGAGUAUUGAUAUAUGAAGUAUUGUGUUACUGCAUCACUGCCACAUCUUUUUAUGAAUAUUGCCAUCAAUGAGCUCAAAGGUUACAGGCGAGUGUUUUAUAUUGUUUUAGCGCACAUUUGCCACGGAAAUGUUGACAAUAGGAUGCAGAAUUCACAUGUAAAGACAAUGGUCUAUGUAAUUCGUUGCAGCAAGAGGUUGCAAAUAAUUAUUGUAUGUGAAAUGUUAACAAGUAUAUUUUAUUGAUAUGAAAUGUUUACUGACAUUAGUUCAUCUGUACUUGUCAUUAGUUUUAGAAUUACCAUUUUUUGUAUAGUACUUGUGUAUUUUCAUACUGUCUUGAAUUACCUGAUGGGUCAUUCAAUAAUAACUUUUUGCUUCCAUUUUAUGACUAAUAUUUUAUUUCUCUUUUCCCCCCAAAGUGUAUUUAUUGGAGAGUGGGUCUGGUUUCAGAAUGUUUGCUCAUCUUUGAAGGUACUCAGAUUAUGCCAAUGGAAUAAUCACAUCCUGUAGUUUUAUUCAUAGAGUUGAAUCCCAUCAGAUGAAAUAUUGUUGCACACCUACAGAGGUAGAGCUGCUAAGCUUCUCCCCCCCCCCCCCCCCCCCCUCCCUGGUCAAUUUCAAAAGCUAUCAGGAAUCACAAAUAUCAACGUAAAACUAACAAUGGAGUCCCAUGUUAGCUAUAAGAGUAAAACUAAGUCAUUUUUUUUUUUUUUUUUAUCUAAGACUAACAAGGUGUUAGCGCAAAUUAAAGAUAUGUCUGGAUAGAGACAAAGUUCAUGUCGCAUUUUAGAAUUUGAUUGCCAUUUUUAUAUUAACACCAUUUCUCAUUUCUUGUGUGUUCGUAUGUUCUAUACUGAUUAUUUGUUUGUGCUAGUUAAAGACAAAUAUUUUACCAAUAAAUAGAAGAGGUGUUUUUUUUAUUAAUUAUUUGUUAUUUUUUUGGGAAAAGAAUUAUCUGUCAGGGAAAGUGAAAAUAAAUAGAUUGCUUCUUGCUUUACAGGCCCUGUAUGAUUUCACUCUGAAAGAACGUUUUCCAAUCUUGUUAAAUGCUCAAAUACAUAAAAGAUCUUGAUAUGAUUAUUACCAGCAGAAGAAGAUUCAGAAGUCAUGCAGGACGCCUUUCAAGUGAGAUUAAAAAGUGUACAGACAUAUGCAAUGUAUUUUAGGAAUUUGGGUGUGAUUUGCCACUUACUGUAUUGCUUGGUGAAAGGACUUUGUACCAUGCUAGGGAUUACACUUCGCUGUGAGUUACUAGCUAUCACAUCCUUUUUUUGUCAUCUGUCAAGCAUAUGCAGUAUUUUUAUGCCAUGUCCUUUCCUUAUGCUAUAGUUCAAUAAAACACCACAAUUUUAA
This is a messenger RNA of Penaeus chinensis, 3867 nucleotides long. RefSeq names its product leupaxin-like (gene Pax). The record is from RefSeq and is a predicted model, not a curated record. Lineage: Eukaryota; Metazoa; Arthropoda; Malacostraca; Decapoda; Penaeidae.